Molecule: messenger RNA, 459 nt
Organism: Suillus plorans
Lineage: Eukaryota; Fungi; Basidiomycota; Agaricomycetes; Boletales; Suillaceae
Exons: 2
Coding region: 1-459 (152 amino acids)
Source: RefSeq, a predicted model, not a curated record
AUGUCAUAUUCUUCGCAUCCUUGUAAUCAGUCCUCUUGGGCAAAGGAAACGACGACCCAGGACUCCGACUCGGAGUCCCUGUCAGCCGCAUUGACAGGCUCUGGCGUUCGGACAGAUACUGAAUUUUCAAUGAACUCCGAACCAGACUCACUGGCAGGUAACAACUUUCCUGGCCAUUCCUACACUUCCCAAUACCAAAAUGCGGGGCAGCUUCUGCAUGACCGAGAAGUAGUUAUACCUCCAAAUUAUACCGCACCAGCCGCUGUGAGGCGCAUCUGCAGGGAGAAGACAGGCACUGACUGGCAGACGGUCUUUGAUGUUAUUAAAUACGGUGAAGACAACGCAUGCAGAAUGGACUUCAGCGGCAGUGAUUGUAGACAUGAGCCCAAAACGGAGAGCCGGUUCAACGUGGUUGACUCGGAUGGCAAGCCUAGUAAGGAUGUGGACAUGUUUGCUUGA